UCUUAUCAGUGGUUCCAAAUGUCCAUGUUGUGGAAUUAAAGUGAAGUGACGAAUUAACAAAAAAACGCGAGUUGGCAAGGGGGCGAAUUGUCAUUCAUAAAUGAGUGAUUGCCCUUUGAAAGAAACCCGCCAUUAAGUUGAGCUGACAAACGAAAUAGUGGUCUUUAUAUGAUAUUUUGAUCUAUCUCAAAACAAGUGAAAAAUGCAAAACAUAAGAAUGCACACUGGAGAAAAAUUAUUUACGUGCAAGUUGUGUGAUAUCAAAUUCAGCACAAUGAGUAACCUAAAAAGACACAUGACAAAACAACAUACCCGAGGAAAACAAUUUCAAUGUAACUUUUGUGAUGGUACAUUCACCAAAAAAGGUGGUCUAAAGCAACACCUGCCAAUACAUACUGGAGAAAAACCUUACAAAUGUGAUGUGUGUGAUAGUUCAUUCAGGCUUAAGUGUUAUCAAAGGAAACACAUGAGAAAACAUACUGGAGAAAAACCAUAUAAGUGUGAUGAAUGUAAUAGCACUUUUAGUCAAAAAGGUAGUCUUGAUACUCAUGCUAGAAUACAUACUGGAGAAAAGCCAUUUAAGUGUAAUGUAUGUGACUCGGCAUUUAGCGACAAUAGUAGCCUUAGGCGACACCUUAGAAUACAUACUGGAGAAAAAACAUUUAAAUGUGAUGAUUGUCAUAGUACAUUCGGUCACAAAAGUCAUCUGACAGAACACAUGCGAAUACAUACUGGAGAAAAAACAUUUUUAUGUAAUGUAUGCAAUUGUACUUUCAUUUCAAAGAGUAAACUUUAACGACACAUGCGAAUACAUACCGGAGAAAAACCGUUUAAAUGCAAGUUAUGUGAUGAUGCAUUCACUAGAGCGAGUAGUCUGAAGCAACAUAUGAGGAUACAUACUGGAGAAAAACCAUAUAAAUGUAAUGUAUGUGAUAGUUUAUUUAAUCAAGCAAGUUUUCUAAAGAAACACAUGAAAAUACAUAUUGCAGAAAGAACAUUUUUAUGCAGUUCAUGUAAUUGUACCUUGAGUUCAAUGAGUUCACUGAAACGUCAUUUGAGAAUACAUACUGGAGAAAAACCAUUUAAAUGUGAUGAAUGUAAUAGUACAUUCAGUCAAAAAGGUAGUCUGACAGAACACAUGAGAAUACAUACUGGAGAAAAACCAUAUAAAUGUGAUGUAUGUGAUAAAGCAUUCAGACAAACAGGCAAUCUGAAAGUACACAUGAGAAUUCAUAUAGCAGAAAAAACAUUGUCUUUAUAUGAUAUUUUGAUCUAUCUCAAAACAAGUGAAAAAAUGCAAAACAUAAGAAUGCACACUGGAGAAAAACUAUUUACGUGCAAGUUGUGUGAUAUCAAGUUCAGCAGAAUGAGUAACCUAAAAAGACACAUGAGGCAACAACAUACCCGAGAAAAACAAUUUCAAUGUAACUUUUGUGAUGGUACAUUCACCACAAAGAGUAAUCUAAAGCAACACCUGACAAUACAUACUGGAGAAAAACCUUACAAAUGUGAUGUGUGUGAUAGUUCAUUCAGCCUAAAGUGUUAUCAAAGGAAACACAUGAGAAAACAUACUGGAGAAAAACCAUAUAAGUGUGAUGAAUGUAACAGCACUUUUAGUCAAAAAGGUAAUCUUAAUACUCAUGCAAGAGUACAUACUGGAGAAAAACCAUAUAAAUGUGAUAAAUGUAAUAGCACUUUUAGUCAAAAAGGUAGUCUUAAUACUCAUGCGAGAAUACAUACUGGAGAAAAGCCAUUUCAAUGUAAUGAAUGUUAUAGUACAUUCAAUCAAAAACGGUAUCUGACAGAACACAUGAAAAUACAUACAGGAGAAAAACCAUAUACAUGUGAUAUUUGUAAUAGUGCUUUCAUUUCAAAGAGUAAUCUUAAGCGACACAUGCAAAUACAUACCGGAGAAAAACCGUUUAAAUGUGAUGAAUGUAAUAGCACAUUUGGUUUAAAAAUUCGUCUGACUGAACAUAUGAGAAAACAUAUUGGUGAAAAACCAUUUUUAUGUUAUGUUUGUAAAAAAGCUUUCAUUUCAAAGAGUAAUCUUAAGCGACACAUGCAAUUACAUACCGGAGAAAAACCAUUUAAAUAUGAUGAUUGUUAUAGCACAUUUGGUCAAAAAAGUUCUUUGACAGAACAUAUGAGAAAACAUACUGGAGAAAAACCAUUUUUAUGUUAUGUAUGUAAUAGUGCUUUCUUUUCAAAGAGUAUUAUUGAGCGACACAUGCGAAUACAUACUGGAGAAAAACCAUUUAAAUGUGAUAAAUGUUACAGUGCAUUUGGUCAAAAAUGUUCCUUGACAGAACACUUGAGAAUACAUACAGGAGAAAAACCGUUUAAAUGUGAUGUUUGUUAUAUUACUUUCAUUUCUAAGAGUAAUCUUAUGCAACACAAGCGAAUACAUACCGGAGAAAAACCAUUUAGAUGCGAUGAAUGUUACAGUGCAUUUGGUCAAAAAUGUUCUUUGACAGAACACGUGAGAAUACAUACAGGAGAAAAAACCGUUUAAAUGUGAUGUAUGUUAUAUUACUUUCAUUUCUAAGAGUAAUCUUAAGCGACACAUGCAAAUACAUACUGGAAAAAAAACAUUUAAAUGUGAUGAAUGUUACAGUACAUUUGGUCAAAAAAUUCAUCUGACAAAACAUAUGAGAAAACAUACUGGAGAAAAACCAUUUUUAUGUUAUUUGUAAUAAUACUUUUAUCUCAAAGAGUAAUCUUGAGCAACACAUGCAAAUACAUACUGGAAAAAAAACAUUUAAAUGUACUGAAUUGGUGUAAUAGUACAUUCGGUCAAAAAAGUUAUUUGACAGAACAC
Ruditapes philippinarum (Manila clam) is the source of this 2821-nucleotide messenger RNA. RefSeq names its product zinc finger protein 845-like. Lineage: Eukaryota; Metazoa; Mollusca; Bivalvia; Venerida; Veneridae. The transcript has 3 exons. The record is from RefSeq and is a predicted model, not a curated record.